Messenger RNA from Zingiber officinale, 1058 nucleotides. RefSeq names its product acidic endochitinase-like. The transcript has 2 exons. Gene Ontology annotation, molecular function: chitinase activity. Bases 6 to 893 code for a protein of 295 amino acids. Gene Ontology annotation, cellular component: extracellular region. The record is from RefSeq and is a predicted model, not a curated record. Gene Ontology annotation, biological process: carbohydrate metabolic process. NCBI's taxonomy places the organism in Eukaryota, Viridiplantae, Streptophyta, Magnoliopsida, Zingiberales, Zingiberaceae.
UUGCCAUGGCUUCUUCCUCGCGUCUCCUGGUCAUUGCACUCCUUUCUGCUCUCGCCACGCUCUCCAAUGCCGGCGGCAUUGCUGUCUAUUGGGGCCAAAAUGGCAACGAGGGCAGCUUGGCGGAGACAUGCGAUUCUGGCCUCUAUUCAUACGUCAUCCUCUCCUUCCUAACCACCUUCGGCAACGGGCAGACCCCUGUUCUCAACCUCGCAGGCCACUGCGAUCCCUCUUCCGGUGCCUGCGCUGCCCUCAGUCCCCAAAUCUACCUGUGUCAAUCCCAGGGCAUUAAGGUGUUCCUAUCACUCGGUGGAGCCGUCGGCAGCUACGUGCUCUCGUCUUCCGACGACGCGGCAAGCGUGGCGUGGUACCUGUGGGACAGCUACCUCGGCGGGCAAUCGGCCUCGCGCCCACUAGGAGAUGCCGUGCUCGAUGGCAUUGACUUCGAUAUCGAGAUGGGGAGGUCGGACUACUACGGAGAUCUAGCGCAGUCGCUCAUAGACUUGGGCAACGAGGCGGGCACGAAAGUCUACCUGUCGGCGGCGCCACAGUGUCCGUUCCCGGACCAGUUGCUGGGUCCGGCACUGCAGGCUGUGACCUUCGACUACGUGUGGGUGCAAUUCUACAAUAACCCGAGCUGCGACUACUCCUCGGGGGUCAGCGGCGUCAGCGAUGCAUGGGACACGUGGACGUCCGGUUUCCCGUCGUCCACGCUGUUCCUAGGGCUACCGGCGUCGUCCGACGCCGCCGGGAGCGGCUACAUCUCUCCGGACGACCUCACCUCGCAGGUGCUGCCGGAGAUUCAACCGUCGUCCAAUUACGGCGGCAUCAUGCUGUGGAAUAGGUUCUACGACGUUGAUAGUGGAUACAGCGAGGCCGUUAAGAGCAGUGUCUGAUUAAAUCUGCCGAUUCUGAAUUCCUGAUAUUUAAUAAAAUAUUACUUUAUUGAGCAUGAGGAAAAAAGAAUAAAGUGUGUGGCCUGUGCUGUCUGGAAGAAUAUGGAUGCAUCCAUGUUACUUACACAUGGGGUUAAAGAUAAAUAAAGUCAUGUUCAAGUACGA